Messenger RNA from Zalophus californianus (California sea lion), 1804 nucleotides. RefSeq names its product rhomboid like 2 (gene RHBDL2). The record is from RefSeq and is a predicted model, not a curated record. Gene Ontology annotation, molecular function: serine-type endopeptidase activity. Lineage: Eukaryota; Metazoa; Chordata; Mammalia; Carnivora; Otariidae. Gene Ontology annotation, cellular component: membrane. The transcript is spliced from 8 exons. The coding region runs from base 248 to 1159 and encodes 303 amino acids.
CUCGCCCGGCCCAGGCCGGGUGUCAAGGCGGGGAGGGGAUUUCAUCAGGCUCCCUCCCCCUGGGCCGGGCGCCUGGGAACCUGUUGGGACGAUUUUAGUUUGGGGAAGGACGGAAGAGUUCCUGGCAGGGCGGGAACUUCAGGGCAACAGAAGCAGCCCCUCGGCGCAGAAAGCCUGGAGCGCGGUGGGCAACCUGUCCCGGCUGGGACGACGAGGGCCUCGCGAGGUGGAGGGAGGACCCAGGACAAUGGCUGCUGAUCGUGAUUUGGAGAUGGAGGAUAUGAAUCUGAAUAUGGAUAGAGACAUGAAAGGAGAGCUGGAAGAAGAGAAGGAAAUGAGAGAGGACAGGGGAGGUAAAGAUCCCCUCAAGAAUAAAAAGGUCCACAGGGUUGUCUCAAAAUGGAUGCUUCCUGAAAAGGUCCGAAGAACAUACCUGGAGAGAGCUAACUGCCUCCCACCCCCUGUGUUCAUCAUCUCCAUCAGCCUUGCCGAGUUGGCGGUGUUUAUUUACUAUGCUGUGUGGAAGCCUCAGAAACAGUGGAUCACCCUGGACAUAGGCAUCCUGGAGAGUCCCUUUAUCUACAGUCCUGAGAAGCGGGAGCAAGCCUGGAGGUUUAUCUCCUAUAUGCUGGUCCAUGCUGGAGUUCAGCACCUCGUGGGGAAUCUCAUCAUGCAGCUCGUUUUGGGUAUUCCCUUGGAAAUGGUCCACAAAGGCCUCCGAGUAGGGCUGGUGUACCUGGCAGGAGUGACUGCAGGGUCCCUUGCCAGCUCCAUUUUUGACCCGCUCAGAUAUCUUGUGGGUGCUUCGGGAGGAGUCUAUGCUCUGAUGGGAGGCUAUUUUAUGAAUGUUCUGGUGAAUUUUCGAGAAAUGAUUCCUGCCUUGGGGAUUGUCAGACUACUGAUCAUCAUCCUCAUAAUUUUGUCGGAUAUGGGAUUUGCUCUCUACAGAAGGUUCUUUGUCCCUGCAAACGGGUCUCCGGUGUCUUUUGCAGCCCACAUUGCAGGUGGAUUCGCUGGAAUGUCCAUAGGUUACACUGUGUUUAGCUGCUUUGAUCAGGCACUGCUGAAGGAUCCGAGAUUUUGGAUAGCAAUUGCAGCUUAUUUUGCUUGUGUCUUAUUUGCCGUGUUUUUCAACAUUUUCCUCUCCCCAGCAAACUGACCUGCCUCUAAUAUGCAAUGCAAAGAGCCAUCUGGGAAAAAACUGAAGUCUAUGAAGAGACAAAGAAGUCCUUGCAAAUGCUAACCUCUUUUUUUAAAGAGGUCAGAAUAGGACUGAAGUCCUCAGUUGCAAAGACUGUUUACAAAAGGGGUUAGGGUUUAGGUAAGGGGCUUCUGAAUGCAGAGGGAGGGAAAAGGAAGAGAGAAAAGGGGAGGCAUGGAAAAAGCAGGAUUGGCUCUUUCCACACAUGUGGUGUGCAUUGUAGGGAUCCUCUAAGAGACUUGCUCUCCUUGGAGGAUAUAUUGUAGGGACUGCUUGAUAGAAUCUACAAAUACUGUACUGUUCUGAUAAUAAAAACUUUUCAUACCUGUGCCAGACUAUUGAUAAUCACUUUCUAUCACUGUUGGGGUGGACAGAUCACUGUUUGAGGUGCUUUAUAUACAUUAUUGUUAAUCUUUUCAACAACCCAGAAAGGUAGCUAUUACUCUGUAUCUAGAAAGGACGACAUGAAAACUCAUUUAAAAAAAAAAAUCAAGUAACUUGUCUAAGAGGGCACAGGAUUUAAAGGUUGGUAAUGACUCGAAAGUCCACAUUCUCCUCCCCUACUGGUCUAAUGAGGCUAUGUUCCCCAAAUACUGAAAGCUG